AUGGCUCAAUUGGACUUAACUGUAGCAGACAAUCCUAUUUCAGAAACUGGUGAACUAAUCGAUACCGUACCGAUAGAGAAGUUUCAAAAUGCCACACUGGCACCAUUUUGGUCUCUGAAGGGCUUACGUGCUCGAUGGGCUGAUCCUCUUUUUCGUAAAAUGUUACGAAAUAUCCUUUUAUUAGCAUGGUCAUGGAGUCUCGGUGAAGGUGCAUUUUUCAUUCAAAUCAGUACUACAACAUUAGCAGCUACAAGCUUCGUAAAUUGGCAUCUAGCGACCAUACCUAUUGGUUGUAUGCUUUUUAUUGGUACUAUAUGGUCUGUGCUUUUACCACUAGCCAUUGAUCGUUUCGGAUAUCGACCACCGCUCUAUAUCGGUGCGUUAAUGGGCAUGACGGGAGCUGCUUUUUGUAUGGUUGCAGCGUGGUAUAAACUCUAUUGGUUAUUAGUAGUCGGAGCCAGUUUUCUUGGUGGACAGGUGCCAUGUACUUUGUACUAUCGUCUGCUUGCAUUACAAUUUUCGACGCAGGAAUUUGCACCAAAAGCGAUUGCAAUGGUCAUCGCCGGUGGUUGUCUGUCCUCGGUUCUUGGGCCAGAAAUAGCCAAACAUACGGUGAAUGCAUUACCAAAGCCAUACAGCGGUGCUUAUUUAACAACAUUAUGUGAAUGUACUUUACUUUUGCUCACUAUGACAAUGAUUCAAUUUCAAGACAUUAAAAAAAAAGAUUAUGCAGUAGUAUCCACUUCGCCAUCAGAGAUGGCCAGUGGUAGUAAUAGUAAAACAAAUCGCUCCGUAUUUGCUAUAGCCAGUCAACGAAUAUUUUUGAUUGCUGCUCUUGGUGGAUUUGUUUCAUGGUCAGCCAUGGCUGUUCAGAUGUCUGCUACUCCAUUAGCGAUGACAGGUGCUGGACACAGUUUCGCUCAGGCAACAACAGCCGUUGAAUAUCAUCUAUUAGGAAUGUUUGUACCCUCGUUUUUCACAGGUACCCUAUGUAAUUGGUUUGGAAGUCGACUCGUCAUGUUGACUGGUUUUCUGGUGCAAUUGACAGGAGCACUUCUAUUUCAACGUGGGCAUAAAGAUAUACGAACGCCAUUGUCAGUUGACGAUACAGAUACAGAAAUUCCAGCAUAA
Molecule: messenger RNA, 1131 nt
Organism: Rotaria sp. Silwood1
Lineage: Eukaryota; Metazoa; Rotifera; Eurotatoria; Philodinida; Philodinidae
Source: the annotation of a GenBank genome assembly